AUGCAACCUUCAACCUUGUUCAGUUUUUUCUCUAUGCCAUUCCUGCAAUACCAAGCUCUCCAGCUAUGAAGAUGAUAAGGGCCACAUUUUUCCUUCUUCUUCUUCCUCUCCUAAUGACCCACCUGGGUUCUAGCCGCUCCGUUACAGAGAACUUGAGCUUCAAAUCUGAUGGUGUUGAUAAUACAAGCCGAUCAGCAAUGGUUGAAUUGGAUUUGAAGGCGUCAACGGUGACUUGUGAGCCAACUUAUGGCUUCUUACCAUGCACAACAGAGCUAUGGGGGCAACUCUUCCUCAUAGUGGUGUAUCAGGUCUUGCUUUCACUUGCACAGCAGUAUGUCUCGGUUGGCUCUGACCACUUCUUCCAGAUUGUUGGACCUGGUGUCUUUGGAGCUGGAUUAUUCCACGUCCUUGGCGCAAUCCCAGAAAUAAUGGUGGUGCUCAUGUCUGGACUUUCAGGAAGCAGUGAAACUGCUGCAGUACAGGCAACAAUGGGAAUGAGCAGUAACGCAGGAUCUGCCGUCAUGAAUCUUACACUUAUAUGGGGUGCUUGUGUUGCUUUUGGCAGCUAUGAUCUUUCAGAGGACUCGGCCGUAUCACAUGUGGAAGACAAGAGACCAAUAAGUCUAACUGGUUUUGGUGUUACUACUGAUGUUGAAACUAGCUAUACAGCAAGAAUCAUGAUCAUAUCCAUGAUCCCAUUUGUCAUUCUUCAACUAGCUACUAUUCUCCAUUCAUCUUCUGCGACACAUGUGAUAGUUCUAGUUUCUUUCAUAGUAACGCUCGCAUUAUUCUUUGCUUACUCCUUCUAUCAGGCAUUUGAGCCGUGGAUUCAGAACAGGAGAUUUGAGUAUGUGAUACAAAAGUUUGUGCAGGACAAGUUACUAAACGUCCUCUCAAGAAACGGCAAGCCCAAUAUACCCGUAAUAAAAAGGAUUUUUCACGAAAUUGACAAGGAUAAGGAUGCAUAUAUUUCGGAAGCUGAACUGAGAAUGUUGAUCCUAGGAUUACAGAUAGACAAUGGUCUGAACAAGGAUGAUUAUGUGGAAAAGGUCAUGGAAGCAUUUGAUAUUAGUGGUGAUGCACAUAUUGGCCAAGAGGAAUUUGUUAAAGGAAUUACAAAAUGGAUUUCAUUGGCUGAUCAAUCUAUUGGUAAUCGAAUUUGCAAGAAUUCUACCGUUGUACGUACUAAUGUUAAGAAUUCUCAGGAAGAGGAGCAAACAUUCUUGGUUCAGAGGAAGAAGAGUCAGAGUUCUAAUGUAUCAUGGUGGACUUACAUUCAAGCUGCAUUUCUUGUGGUUUUAGGAACUGCUAUGCUCACCCUGCUUGUCCGUCCCCUCAUUCAAAGUGUUGCUGGAUUUGCUACUGCUGCAAAUAUCCCUUCCUUCUUUAUUCCCUAUGUUGUGAUACCUGUGGCUAUGAACUAUGGAAGGGCACUCUCAGUGAUUAAGUCAGCCAGACAGAAGACACAAACAGCUAUUUCUUUAACUUUGUCUCAGAUGUAUGCAGGAGCGUUCAUGAAUAAUAUGAUUGGUUUAACUAUAUUCUUGGCACUUACCUAUUUUCGGAAUUUGCCAUGGGGUGUGUCAGCUGAAGUUCUGGUUGUUCUGAUUAUUGGCACAAUGAUGGGGCUCUUCGCUAGUUUCUGCACCAAAAUCCCUCUGUGGACAAGUCUCGUAGCCAUUCUUCUAUAUCCCUUGUCUCUCCUUCUCCUGUAUGUUCUUACCUCUGUUUUGGGAUGGUAAACUAAGAAUUGUAUUGAUUAUAUGUCCACAUACAAUACUCGAGUGCAGCAAUUUUAUGCACGUGAUGCCGAAGGUUAGGUCUGUAUCCAGUCUACCCGUCCCAGACCUUCAUUGAUGUUGCCACAAACAUCCCUGCUGUAUGUACCAUGUUUCUGUGAAAAUGUAUCAAAUGGAUGAUAUACUUUAAAUGCAGUCUAGCUACUUUCAUGUUAAUUGACACAAUUAACUUGCACUUUGAUAGUUCAUUUGUUAAGAGAGAUGGUCUUUCAAUUGUUUAGGUUUAUGUUAUAUAUGGGUGUUUCUCU
Molecule: messenger RNA, 2047 nt
Organism: Ilex paraguariensis (yerba mate)
Lineage: Eukaryota; Viridiplantae; Streptophyta; Magnoliopsida; Aquifoliales; Aquifoliaceae
Source: the annotation of a GenBank genome assembly